Olea europaea var. sylvestris is the source of this 2118-nucleotide messenger RNA. Its product is annotated as probable GTP diphosphokinase CRSH, chloroplastic. Gene Ontology annotation, biological process: guanosine tetraphosphate metabolic process. NCBI's taxonomy places the organism in Eukaryota, Viridiplantae, Streptophyta, Magnoliopsida, Lamiales, Oleaceae. The transcript is spliced from 4 exons. Gene Ontology annotation, molecular function: calcium ion binding. The record is from RefSeq and is a predicted model, not a curated record. Bases 122 to 1894 code for a protein of 590 amino acids.
GAGUGCCACUUGCAAUUGUACGUCUUGGCCAAAAUCUAGCCACUCGAUUGGAUGCAACGUGCAAUUUUAAGUGGAGAGACAUCUUCUUGGCUCUCCCUGCAACAGAGACGGAUUACAUGUAAUGGAGCUGCACUUACAACUUCAUCUCCAUUUUAAUUCCCGUCCAUUUUCAAAACCCAUAAUCCUCCCUAAAUGCCCCUCUAUUUCCACAUUCUUUGCUCCAAUUCUCAAGGAGGGGCAGGAGAAACAAUCAAGAUUAUUAUCGGAUUUGUCAUUCUCCCGGAGAUUUGCGGUGGCGGAGGCCGCGGAGAUUACACUGGAGCAGCCUGGAGGGAAGAUGGUGGUGGAACUGGUGGGGGCCUUCAACGAGCUUAUUGAGAGAAUGAACAAUACUGUGCUCUCUACUAGCUCGUCGCGGUUGCUAUUCAAGGCCCUUAAGCUCUCUAUUCCUAUUCUUCACACUCUCCCGCCCGCCUCCGACGGCCGGUCUCCUCUUGAAAAGGCCUUUUCUAUUGCUGUCAUCCUUGCCGAUCUUCAGAUGGAUGCUGAGGUUAUUUCUGCUGGAAUGCUGAGAGAAGGUAUAGAAGGAGGUGCCAUAUCCAUAUACGAAGUAAAGGAUCGUAUUGGUAUUGGCACAGCCCAUCUAUUGCAUGAAAGCAUGCGUUUGAAAAAUGUUUCUUCUAAAGUGGAAGUACUAGAUGAUGAGAGUGCUUCUGCACUGAGGAAAUUUUGCCUGACAUACUAUGAUAUUAGGGCUAUAGUGCUAGACCUCGCUCUAAAACUUGAUACAAUGAGGCACCUGGAUUAUCUCCCCAGGUACAAGCAGCAAGUAAUUUCUCUUGAGGUUAUGAAGAUAUAUGCUCCACUAGCACAUGCGAUUGGAACCAAUAUUUUAUCCCUGGAACUGGAGGAUCUCUCAUUCCAGUACCUUUUUCCGUGUUCCUACCAGUAUGUUGACGCAUGGUUGAGGAGCCACGAGACUGGAAGUAAGCCUUUAAUAGAUGUAUACAAGGAGCAGCUUCUUCAAUCCCUAAGUUCUGAUCCCUUUCUAGCAGAAACAGUAGGAAAUAUGUCUAUUGAAGGUCGUUAUAAAAGUCGUUACAGUACCAUGAAGAAACUAUUGAGAGAUGGACGUAAACCAGAGGAGGUGAAUGACAUCUUAGGAUUAAGAGUAGUAUUAAGUCCUUCAUCUGGAUUGAAUUCAUCCGGAGAUAGUGAAAAAGCAUGCUACAGGGUACGAGAAAUCAUCCAAUCUGUAUGGAAAGAACUGCCUAGCAUGUCUAAAGACUAUAUUGCACAUCCCAAGGCUAAUGGGUACAGAAGUUUACAUAUGGUUGUUGAUAUUAGUGACAGUUGUAAAACAAGACCACUCAUGGAAAUACAAGUAAGAACAGCAGAGAUGGAUAUGAUGGCCACUGGUGGAACUGCUUCCCAUGCGUUGUACAAGGGUGGGCUUACAGAUCCAGCUGAGGCAAAGCGUCUUAAGGCGAUCAUGAUGGCUGCGGCUGAACUAGCUGCUUUGCGUCUUAAAGAUCUUCCUUCUGGAAAUCCAGUUGGGCUUGAAAUUGAUUGUAGAGAUCGGGUGUUCCGCCUUCUUGACAAAAAUGGAGAUGGUAAAAUCAGCAUUGAGGAACUUAUGGAAGUAAUGGAUGAGCUCGGUGCUCAAGGGGAAGAUGCUCGGGAGAUGAUGCGCCUGCUUGAUGCCAACAGUGAUGGUUCUCUAAGUUCAGAUGAGUUUGAUCUGUUCCAGAAACAGGUUGAAUUGAUGCGUAAUUUAGAAGAUAGAGAUGCUCAAUACAAGACCCUUUUAAACAAAAAACUUGAAAUGGGAGAUAGCAGUGGGUUGAUUCAGGCAUACACUAAAGAACUUGGAGACAGACUUGCCAUGAACUAGUUCUUAUCGGGUACAUUUAACUUACUGCAAAUUACUUGGAGACCAGUUUACAACUCAUUUGUCUUGCUUGUUCUGGUAUGGGUAUCUUCAGAACAUAUCAACCUGUAAAGAACUAUUAUGUAGAGUACUUCUACACUGUAUAAAUAGAACACUGUUUUCUCUUUGUUCUGGAACACUGAUUUUUCUCUCUGAUAUUUUUAAAGCGAGUUAUACGUAAAUAAAUA